AUGAUCAAAACCUGCCGGCGACAAGAGCAGAAGAAAAGGAGACCGAGGGAGAUCCGGACGACGUCACCUGUGGUCAUCAUGGCGGAUUUGAUCGCCGCGGGGGACCAGUCGGGGUGGAAGCUCUUGAUAUAUGCCGCUACGGCCGCCGCAUGGGGAGUGGACAUCGAUGUGCCGGAGAGGAUGUUGAAACGUGAGCGCCGCGGGUCAUUAUUCCCGGUGAUCGGCACGUACAUGGGGUGCGCCGACAGUAUGUCCACCCCUGGUGCGACGAUAUCCGGCUGCCCGCACACACCGGCGCCAAGUUAG
Molecule: messenger RNA, 306 nt
Organism: Spirodela intermedia
Lineage: Eukaryota; Viridiplantae; Streptophyta; Magnoliopsida; Alismatales; Araceae
Source: the annotation of a GenBank genome assembly